AUCACCUGUUGCAUUAGCACCACCAUCUCGUACAUCCAUACCUGAAGAAUAUGUCGUCUGGAGCUACCGCCCAGGAUAAAACCUGGAAGUCCAAGGAACAAGCCGAGGAAGCUCAAUAUGCUCAUAAAAAGGAGCAGGAACAACUCUCAGCCCUCAAGGAAAAGAUGAGCCAGCAAGAACAAACCAAAUCCCAAGAUCGUGACUUUGAAGGAGGCUUUGGCGGACAGGAAGAUCUAGAAGAUCGGUACGCAACUACAAGUGGAGAACACUAAAUAGUAAAUCUACAAACACCUCUUUUGUACACCGAAAUAACAAAGCCGGUU
This is a messenger RNA of Desarmillaria tabescens, 323 nucleotides long. RefSeq lists its product as uncharacterized. Gene Ontology annotation, biological process: negative regulation of ATP-dependent activity. The record is from RefSeq and is a predicted model, not a curated record. Gene Ontology annotation, molecular function: ATPase inhibitor activity. Bases 51 to 272 code for a protein of 73 amino acids. NCBI's taxonomy places the organism in Eukaryota, Fungi, Basidiomycota, Agaricomycetes, Agaricales, Physalacriaceae. Gene Ontology annotation, cellular component: mitochondrion. The transcript is spliced from 3 exons.